AGUGAGUAUUAUUCACACCACCCGCAUUAUUAUUGUUGAAUUGAGAAACCCUAAAUCAAGAAAAGGGGAAAUUAGCGAUCAAGAAAAAGAAUCCGAAGAUGUCGUACAUGUUACCUCACUUGCAUUCAGGAUGGGCUGUUGAUCAGGCAAUCCUCGCCGAGGAAGAACGUCUCGUUGUCAUCCGUUUCGGUCACGAUUGGGAUGAAACUUGCAUGCAGAUGGAUGAGGUGCUCGCAUCGGUUGCAGAGACAAUAAAAAACUUUGCUGUGAUAUACCUUGUGGACAUCACAGAGGUACCUGAUUUCAACACUAUGUAUGAGCUGUAUGACCCUUCCACAGUUAUGUUCUUCUUUAGGAACAAGCACAUCAUGAUCGACCUUGGCACUGGAAACAACAACAAGAUCAAUUGGGCUAUGAAGGACAAACAAGAAUUCAUUGACAUCAUUGAGACUGUCUACAGAGGUGCAAGGAAGGGCCGUGGUCUUGUCAUUGCUCCCAAAGAUUACUCCACCAAGUACCGUUACUAGUAUAUAUCAAUCUCUACUGGGAUAUGUGUAAUUUGAACUCUAUUUUCAUUCUCGUACAAAACCUACCUCAUCUGGUUCACCGUUUAUUAAUGUGUAACUGUCACUAAACUAUCAGUCUACACACCUACUUGUCUGUCAUUUUAUUCGGAACUGUAACUGCUAUACUCGUGAGACUGUGACUGUGUAACAUGCACUUGGAUUAUCUGAACAAUGAUUUUAUGAUUAAAGUGAUUGAUUAAAAGGAA
Messenger RNA from Trifolium pratense (red clover), 772 nucleotides. Its product is annotated as thioredoxin-like protein YLS8. Gene Ontology annotation, biological process: mRNA splicing, via spliceosome. The transcript has 2 exons. Gene Ontology annotation, cellular component: spliceosomal complex; U5 snRNP; U4/U6 x U5 tri-snRNP complex. Bases 99 to 527 code for a protein of 142 amino acids. The record is from RefSeq and is a predicted model, not a curated record. NCBI's taxonomy places the organism in Eukaryota, Viridiplantae, Streptophyta, Magnoliopsida, Fabales, Fabaceae.